AUGGUGACGAUUAACGAGCUGCUUUUGGAAACACUUGAAAAUUUGGGACACAAGGAGCUAAAAUCUUUCAAGUGGUACCUGCAGAUGCCUGAGGUCCACGAUGGCUUCACCCCAAUCCCAAAGUUCCAGCUAGAUGAGGCAGACAUGCUGGACACAGUGAAUGUGAUGGUGCAGAAAUACAACCAACGGGCUGUGGAGGUGGCCAAGAUGGUUUUAGGGAAGAUGAGCAGAAAUGAUCUGGUACAGCAUUUGUCAAACAGCAGUUCAGAACUAAAAGAUAUGAAGACUUCAGUGCAAGAGCCUGCACAAUGGAUCAUAAUAUACCAACGUACACUCCAGUCUCACCUUCAGAGCAAGUUUAUGUGUGCUCGAGAGGGCAUGGCAGAGAAGUCGGAUGAACAGUGUCUGGUUGACAUCUACACAGAGCUGUUCAUCACAGCUGGGGUGGAACUACGCAUCAAUGAACAGCAUGAGAUCAUGCAGAUUGAGAUGCACAAUGGGAAGGUAGCAGUGAAAGAGAAACCAGUUGAGCAAAGUAACAUAUUCGAAAGCCCUACUGGAAAACACAAACCCAUAAGAACAGUGUUGACGACUGGAGUUGCAGGAAUUGGCAAAACAUUCCUUGUUCAAAAGUUUGUGUUGGACUGGGCUGAGGGACUAAUGAAUCAAGAUGUGCAUCUUUUAUUCCCCUUCACUUUCCGUGAACUGAAUUUACUGAAGGGAGGAAGGUUUCGCUUGGCAGAGCUAAUCCGCACAUGUAUCUGGGAAACCAAAGACAUCUCGAUGGAGAAACUUCACGACAUCUUCAGAGAACUACAGGCAUCAGGAAACCGAAAUUUUAACAAAAGUAAAUAUAAACUUCUGUUUGUGUUGGAUGGCCUAGAUGAAAGCCGCCUUCAGCUGGACUUCACUCACAUUGAAAAACUGCCAGCUGACUUCAAUGUCACACAGCCAACCUCAGUGGAUGGACUGCUGACAGCUCUCAUCACAGGGAAACUGCUUCCCUCUGCUCGAGUAUGGAUAACCACAAGGCCUGCAGCGGCUAAUCAGAUCCCUCGAGAGUUUGUUGACAGCAUGACAGUGGUGAGGGGAUUCACUGGUCCACAGAAGGUGGAGUACUUCAGGAAGAGAUUCCCAGAUAAAAUGCAAGCCAGCAGAAUCAUCUCCCACAUCAAGGCAUCGCGAAGCCUCUUCAUAAUGUGCCACAUCCCAGUUUUCUGCUGGAUCACUGCUACAGUUCUAAAGGAUGUUUUGAAGACCAGAACACAGGCAGAGCUGCCCAGAACCCUGACUGAGAUGUACACAGAAUACCUAAAGUAUCAGAUGACCCUGACAGAAGAGAAAUGUGGCACAAAAAAGAGCAUUCAUUACAUCCAGUCAUUAGCAAAACUAGCUUUUGACCAGCUAGAGAAAGGCAACCUCAUCUUCUACGAGAAAGACCUGAAAGACAGUGGCAUCAAUUUCCGUAAAGCCUCACUGUACUCUGGAGUUUUCACAGAGGUCUUUAAAGAGGUGCACAAGUGGAAGAGGGACAAUGACAAGGGCAAGAUGUUCAGCUUUGUCCAUUUAAGCCUUCAGGAGUAUCUGGCUGCCCUUCAUGUGGUGAUGUCACUCAUUAACAACAACAAGAAUGUUCUGUCUGAGCCACAGCUAACACUGGAAAGUCUGUUUAUGCUUUGCAAGAGAAAAUCCAUAACAGAGGUCAAUGAGAUUGCAAUUGACAAAGCCUUACAAAGUCCAAAUGGGCACCUGGACUUGUUCCUUCGCUUCCUCAUGGGUCUUUCCCUGCAGACCAAUCAGGAUCUCCUUAAAUGCCUGUUGAAGGUGCCAAAAGGGUUCUCUCAGACCAACCCCAAAACAAUCCAGUUCAUCAAGGAAAGGAUCAGGGAGAAUACAUCUCCAGAGAGGAGCAUCAAUCUGUUCUACUGUUUGAAUGAGCUGAAAGAUGAUUCUCUAGAGGAGGAGAUCCAACAGUACCUGAGUUCAGGAAGGCUUUCCACAAAAACGCUCUCUCCGGCUCUCUGGUCAGCUCUGGUCUUCAUCUUGUUGUCAUCAGAAGAAGCGCUGGAGGUGUUUGACCUUAAAAAAUACUCUGCUUCAGAGGAGGGUCUACUGAGGCUGCUACCAGUGGUCAAGGCCUCCAACAAAUCCCUGCUGAGUGGCUGUAAUCUGUCAGAGAACAGCUGUGAAGCUCUGGCCUCAGUUCUCAGCUCUCAGUCCUCUAAACUCAGAGAGUUGGACCUGAGUGACAAUGACCUGCAUGAUUCAGGAGUGAAACUCCUCUCUGCUGGACUGAAGAGUCCACAUUGUGCCCUGCAAACUCUCAGACUGUCAGGCUGUAUGAUCACACAGGAAGGCUGUGCUUCUCUGGCUUCAGCUCUGGAGUCCAACCCCUCCCACCUGAGAGAGCUUGACCUGAGCUACAAUCAUCCAGGAGACUCAGGAGAGAGGCUGUCUGCUGGACUGAACGAUCCACACUGGAGCCUGGACACUCUCAACCUCGACCAUGGUGGAGAGCAAAGACUGAAACCUGGUCUGAAGAAAUAUGUUUGUGAACUAACACUGGAUCAAAACACCGCACAUGGAAACCUCAAACUGUCUGACAACUGCACGAAGGUGACAACCGUAAAAGAGAAGCAGCCGUAUCGUCAUCACCCAGACAGAUUCGACUGCUGGCUUCAGGUGCUGUGUAGCACUGGUCUAACUGGUCGCUGUUACUGGGAGGUUGAGUGGGAAGGUAGGGUUUACAUAGCAGUGACAUACAGAGGAAUCAGACGGAAAGGAGAGGGAGCUGACGGCUGUCUUGGAGCAAAUGACCACUCCUGGAUGCUGCUCUGUGAUGACGACGGUAGUAUCUCUGUCCGGCAUGAAGACAGAGCUACGCCAAUUUGUCCCCGGUCGUCUGCUGCUUCUAACAGAGUGGCAUUAUUUUUGAACUAUCCUGCUGGCACUCUGUCCUUCUAUACAGUGGAAUCUGACAAACUGACUCACCUCCACACCUUCCACUCCACCUUCACUGAGCCUCUUUACCCUGCGUUUGGGUUUGGGUAUGGAUUUGAUGGAUUUGACUCAAGUUCCUCAGUGUCCUUAUGGGAGGUAGAAGAUGGCACCUUCUCCACACACUGUUGA
This is a messenger RNA of Micropterus dolomieu (smallmouth bass), 3129 nucleotides long. Its product is annotated as NACHT, LRR and PYD domains-containing protein 3-like. The coding region runs from base 1 to 3129 and encodes 1042 amino acids. Gene Ontology annotation, molecular function: protein binding. NCBI's taxonomy places the organism in Eukaryota, Metazoa, Chordata, Actinopteri, Centrarchiformes, Centrarchidae. The record is from RefSeq and is a predicted model, not a curated record. The transcript has 6 exons.